CAGGAGGCAGCAAAAAGUUGGCAGAAAGUUCAGCUGCAGGAAAGCCCCAGAUGGAGGAUGGGAGGAAAAAAAAAACACAAAAUUCCCUCCCGAAGAUGACAAACUAGAGGAUUUCAAAGCGUGACAACCUGGACCAAACCUCUGAAGCAGGCCAGGGGCGGAGGGAACCUGCGUAAUUCCAACUCCUCCUCCCUCCUCUUCGCUUAAAAAGCUGCGCGGGGCAACUGAAGUUUAGUCGUCGCUCCUUCCCAGCCAGCUGCGCCAGUAUCUGCCGGCUCGCAGUCUCGGAAAGUCCCGGAGCGCGUUGUUGGUUUUUUUUUUUACUCCGCUGUUUGAGCGAGACGGCAGGCCCAGGACGACGGAGACCGCUUUCCUUUGGGGGGGCUGCUCAGCUGCCGUUUCCCCGCUUUCGCCCCUUUUCGAGACGCGUUGUUCUCCCACAGGGCUGCUGCUGCUACUGCCACCGCCGCCGGGGACCGAGGUCCCUUUCUCCGCGUCGCCAUGCGAGCCCAGUUCCUUCUGACCUUUUGCAUCCUUGCUUACCUGCCGCAUGAAGCCAUCCUGGCAAGACUUCCUCAAACGCAGGACCCCAGGACAGCAGAUGAUGACACCAAACAGUUCUAUGCCGUUUACGCGAAUCACGAAUGCAGGAAAUGCCCACCAGGGACUUUCGUCCUUAGUCCAUGUACUGUCCCCAGAACUGAAGGGAUUUGUCAACCCUGUGAAAACAACACUUUUUCCAAACUCUGGAAUUCCUUUCCCUCCUGCUUCCGUUGCAGAGCCUGCAGGAUUUUAGAUGAGGUCGAAAUAAAAAAGUGUACUGCAACCACAAAUACCAAGUGUGCUUGCAAGAAUGGUUCCUUCUGCUCACCUGGCCAGCCGUGUGAAAUUUGCACUAAAUGUAUGACAAGCUGCGGUCCUGGAGAAAAGAAGGUGCGGGAUUGCACGCCUAUAAGUGAUAUCCAGUGUGUUCCUGAUACUACCUCAUCGCCUCCAACAGAUUCCCCUGGACAAGAAGAUCCCCUGGUCUGGCCUUUUGUGCUUCUAGUGGUGGUUGCGGUAUUGGUUCUGGGCUUGGUGGUAUUAUGGUGGUGUUGGAGAAAAAACACAACCUUUAGAAACGCUUGCAUAGGUUUCUGGAGCAACAAGCGUACGCAAUUCCUCCAAUAUCUGCAGAAGAGGUCCAGUCCAGAGCCAAGCGAAGAACGUGACAACAUGUUGAACAUGCAAAGGAAGGAGAAAUCCAAAAUUCUUUCGCCCAGUUGUAGCCCUGCCAAUGGACAAGCGCCGGAAAUAAUGAUUCCAUUAAGAGCUCCCCCACCAGAGGAGGAAGGUCAAGAACAUGCAGAAAUGAGGAAAUUGGUUCCUAGAAAUCGCGACAACUCAGCAAACACCCUGAGUCAAUCUUUUGACGUCUUCAUCAGCAAGGUGCCCUCAAAGGAAUGGAGAAGAUUCAUGAGACUCCUCAAGUUGACCGACAAUGAAAUUGACGCUGCAGAAAACUCUUUACAUUAUAUGAACGACAAGCAUUAUCAAAUGCUACGGACCUGGCUGGACAAGAAUGGCCAGGCGGCCACCUUGAACGUUCUUCUGGAGGUGCUCAGAGACAUGGACUUAAAGGGUGUAGCGGAAGAAAUUACAUCUAUUCUCGUUGCUCAACGUUUGUAUGUCUACGAAGAGUAGGUUCUCAGCCAGGUGGUCUCUCCUUGAAUCUAACCUUUGACCACCUGGCAAAGUGGUAAGGAGAAGAUGCUGUGUUACUAGCUUCUUCUGACCAAGUCGUAUAUUGUUUACAUUUUAAAAUAAUUAAAACCAGCACGAGGCCUUCUAUAUGCACUGCCUUUCCAAGAGGGCUUUUUUAAAAAAAAAACAUCAAAAAAAAAUGUUGAGAAUAGGACUGUGCUGGACAUUAGACCCAAAGAUAAAAUCUGCUUUCAGAGUUAGAUGUGGGUUAUGCCAGCCACAUCAUUGUUGCCCUGUUCUUACAGGAAUGGUAUCCUUUCACAGACUUUGCCAGAUCCCCGUUUAAUCUUGGGAAAAUACCAAUAGGGAAAUGCCAAUAGCGUGCCAUGUCUGGCUUGGACCCUGUCCUUAGGGCCCUCCUGACACCUCCUUUCUUUAGUCCGCCUGGGUUUUCUAAGGAUGGCACAACUGCUCUUUAAGCCCUCCUCCUCCCCAAAAAAAGAUCCAUUUCUUUAAAGAGGUGCCAGGCGAAUUUGGCUUUUCAGAAGUGAUCGUGCUAAGAAGUAUUACUAUACCGGUGUUGUUUUGAAGGCUGUCUCAUUCUUUUCAGUAUGAUGUUCCCCCAGGAAAGUUAUUUUUGGUGGCCAAAUGGAUCCUUUUCAAUGAACAAUAUAAAUUCUGUAUUAUUAUUAUUAUUAUUAUAUUUUUUUUAAAAAAAAUCCGUCUUGGGUAAAUUUGGAUAGCCUCGGGUCUUCUUUUGGAUGAGAUGUGAACAAAAGUUGUUUAAGGGAAAACCAUCUUUGUACCUGCGUAUGAAGUGUUUGGUUUUAAAUCCGGCUGCUAUUCAGUGAUAAAAAGGUGCCUCCACCAAUAAGGACAAUCCUUUCACUUGAUGGGCUAGUAUUUGCCAUUCUGUUGACGCUGUGAAGCUUCUCGUGUGUUUUUGGCUGAAUUUAAUUCUUCUGGGUAGACGGUGCCAAAUGUUCAAAACUGAUUUCUUGUAUCUACAUCUCCAGGGUACUAGAUAUAGAAGGGAGAAAUAGCUCCUCCCUUAAGUCAUUACAGCAGGAAUCACCAACCAUGGGCCACGACCCACUACCGGGACGUAGCCUAUUUGCAACCAAGCCACACAUGUGUGGCAUGCUGGUGCAACAGGAAAGGUUGGGAUACGAGGCAAUAUAAUAUAUUCAGGAGCUCUCAUCUGCAAGGGCUAGAAGCGUUUCGUCUUCUUUCCAAUUCAGUGAAAAUGAAAUAUCUCAAGAAAAUGAAAUGCUACGCCCGAAAUUAUUUUCCAUCUCCGUUUUUGGACAUGCUGUUAUACAUGUCCGCCAAAGUAGGGAUUGUUCUUAAAUGCACAUUGGAGGGUCUCUAGGAAUCUCUUUUCGGUCGUUUGAGAAGAGAAGACAGAAGGAUUUUCCAGCUACUUGUUUCCAAUUUAGCAUUGAUUUAUAUUCUACAGGGCAAGAUCCAGAUCCUCAGCGAGAGAAUACGUAUAGUAUGUUGAUGAAAUAUUGAUAUAUGUCGAUGUCGAUAUUUUAAAAUAUCCUGUUAAUUUGAGUUCCUUUAAAAAAAAACACGUGCGUGUAUAUUUGCUGCUAAAAGGUCAAAAUAGGAGCAUAAAAAAGAAAUGUACUAAUCUUUAAAAACUAAAAUGUUACACUCCCCCCCCCCCGCAAAAAACAAAAACAAAAAAUCCCCGGUAACUGAAGUUCUUUAAUUUGCAAGAUCCUAUUUCUGAUUUGCAGUAAACGUGACAACGUGGUUUUAUUUGCGGCAAUUUUAAAAAAAACAAGCGUAUGAAUAUUUUAUUUUGUAAAUUAUUAAUCUGGGCCACGAGAAAGGGGCGAUUUGGCCUCUCGUGCGCCGCGUGUUUACAAGCAAUCCUUUGAGGUUGUAAAUUGUGGAGCUCCGUUCUCGUGGUGCCUAUAAGGCUGUUGUAGUCUCCGUUCUCUCGGUCUCACCCCAUCAUGCUGGAGUACAACUUCCACCGAUCCUUCUUCCUGGGGCUAAUUACAAAUGCAAGAAAAUCACCCAGAGACUGUCAUCCACCAUCUCCCCCCCACCCCACCCCGCUCCCAUUUUCUUCUCCCUGAUGAAAUUCUCUGGGGGAAAAAAUGCUUAUUAUUCUCAAUGAAUUAAGCAGAUAUGUAACUCUAAAUUUGAGGUUGGAAAAUAGAUAUUUCUCUCUGGGCACAAUGAGAAUUUAUCUGCUGAACAAAACUCCACAUUGGCGAGAGGAAAGGCAUCCGGCCAGUAAACACUCGGCUCCGUUCAGUUGCCCAGACUCCACUAGGAAUUAUGGAGUCAUUAAAAUGAGAUUAUACAUCUCAUAUAAUGCAUAUGGAUAUAUAUGUGUGUGUGUAUAUAUAUGUUUUCUGAAGUUUUCGCGGGUGUUUGUAUGUAGGUCUUUGGUUAUUCGGGUUUUCUCCCACGUAAAAUUGGAGGUGUCUUGGCAACGUUUCGACGAAGUCUCAUUCGUCAU
Ahaetulla prasina is the source of this 4165-nucleotide messenger RNA. RefSeq names its product tumor necrosis factor receptor superfamily member 10B-like. The record is from RefSeq and is a predicted model, not a curated record. NCBI's taxonomy places the organism in Eukaryota, Metazoa, Chordata, Lepidosauria, Squamata, Colubridae. The coding region runs from base 502 to 1683 and encodes 393 amino acids. Gene Ontology annotation, biological process: TRAIL-activated apoptotic signaling pathway; positive regulation of apoptotic process. The transcript is spliced from 10 exons. Gene Ontology annotation, cellular component: plasma membrane; cell surface. Gene Ontology annotation, molecular function: protein binding.